Messenger RNA from Brassica napus (rape), 641 nucleotides. Its product is annotated as small ubiquitin-related modifier 1. The record is from RefSeq and is a predicted model, not a curated record. Lineage: Eukaryota; Viridiplantae; Streptophyta; Magnoliopsida; Brassicales; Brassicaceae. Gene Ontology annotation, cellular component: nucleus. Gene Ontology annotation, biological process: protein sumoylation. Gene Ontology annotation, molecular function: ubiquitin-like protein ligase binding; protein tag activity. The transcript is spliced from 3 exons. Bases 162 to 476 code for a protein of 104 amino acids.
AACCGUUCGAUAAAGCCAACAAGAAUCCGAUGCGACCAAGAAGUAAAGUGGUUUAACUCUUUUAUUUAUUCUCUGAGAGUCUCAAUUCUGCAAUAGCGGCGAAUCUCUCUCAGGACUUGAUCGUGGCUUUUAGCUUUUCGGGAGAAUCUGAUAAAAGGAAGAUGUCUGCUACUCAGGAAGAAGACAAGAAGCCCGGAGAGCAAGGAGGAGUUCACAUCAAUCUCAAAGUCAAGGGCCAGGAUGGAAAUGAAGUCUUCUUUAAGAUCAAGAGGAGCACUCAGCUGAAGAAGCUGAUGAACGCUUACUGCGACCGUCAAUCUGUGGAUUUGAACGCAAUUGCUUUCUUGUUUGAUGGGCGUCGUCUCCGUGCCGAACAGACUCCAGACGAGCUUGAUAUGGAGGAUGGAGAUGAGAUCGAUGCAAUGCUCCAUCAGACCGGUGGUGUUGCAAAUGGCAUGUAUCUGUUCUGCGUCUAAUGGUGUUUUAUGGCUUUCGCUUAAGACGGUGUGACAUAAAUAUAUUAAUGGACAGUUUUUUCGAUAAGACGUUGUGAUAUCAAAUAAGUAUAUUAUAUUAUUAUUGGAUGGAUCCUACAGUACUAAUGGAUCGCGCUUUGCUUAAUGGAUUUUCUAUUGAUUCAA